GAGCGCGGACGAAACAAAUAAAAGACGGUGGUCGGUACACAGUGCUCCAUAGGCUACAUGUUGAAAAACAAAGCGUUAGCGAAAAAAGGAAACUAAAUACUAUUUCUUAAUAAAUAGUAGAGUCAAAAAAGGAACAACUUUAAAAGGAUUAGAGUAAAAGGGAAAUAGGUGAAAAACAUUAAAAAUACAGCAAAAUAUUUGUAGAGAGAUUUGGUCACAGCACGCGGCAUUAUUGAAGAAGCUGUUAGAAAGGAGCAAAUGCUUUAGGUUAUCCAAUAAUUUUGGCUUGAGUACGAAAAGAACAACAACUUAAUUUAUAAACAAAAAUGGCACUGAAUGCUGAGGAUAUUGUUGAAAUCAAGAAGACCUGGGCCAUUCCCGUCGCCACACCAACCGAUUCCGGCGCAGCGAUUCUCAUCAGAUUCUUCACAAAAUAUCCGUCCAAUUUGGAAAAAUUUCCAUUCCGCGACAUUCCAGUGACGGAAUUACAUAACAGCGCACGCUUCCGCGCCCACUGUGGCCGUAUUAUCAAGACUUUUGAUCAGUCAAUCAGCCAACUGGAGGCAGAAGGUGGUCUGGAAAAGAUACAAGAAAUAUGGGAAGGUUUGGCAAAAUCACAUGUGGAACGUCACAAUAUUGCCAAGCCUUCAUACCUU
Molecule: messenger RNA, 656 nt
Organism: Rhagoletis zephyria (snowberry fruit fly)
Lineage: Eukaryota; Metazoa; Arthropoda; Insecta; Diptera; Tephritidae
Gene: glob1
Product: globin 1
Molecular function (GO): heme binding; oxygen binding
Source: RefSeq, a predicted model, not a curated record